CAAUUUCCCCACAUUCCUUAUCUCCAUCUAAGUGGCCGUGCUUCUUCUUCCUCACCAAUAAAGAUAACUCGUCAACACUCCACCGUCCAUUCUUCCGCUCAUCGAAUCUCCACCGUCCUUUCCUCUCAAAAUCUCACCCUUACCCCAAUCUCACACCACAUUUCUCACACCACCAGAAACUCUCCCUCUCUCACACAACCACCACCAAUGGCAUCCUCACUCCAACACGCAGCGUUUUGUACUCAGGCCAAAAUCCCAGCAUCGUCCCGUCUUUCAAGACCCACCCAAAAACCCAUCAACCUCUCCUUCUCCGCCACUUUCCCUUCCCUCAACCUAACCACAACCGCCCCUAGCCGCCGCUCAUUCGCCGCCAAAAUGUCAGCAACAGCCGCCGCAAGCUACGCAUCAGCAUUAGCCGACUUAGCAAACUCAAACAACACACUAGACUCGACCUCAACCGACGUCGAAAAAAUCGACCAACUCUUCACAGACCCACAAGUGCUCAGUUUUUUCUUGAACCCAACAAUCGACGCAGAGAAGAAGAAAUCAGUGAUCGAAGAGUUCGCGAAAACGGAGAAAUUUCAGCCUCAUACGGCUAAUUUUAUGAACAUUUUAGUGGAAUCCAAUAGAAUCGAGUUGAUGAAAGACAUAGUGAAGGAGUUCGAGUUGGUUUACAAUCGGAUAACGGGUACAGAGCUGGCCGUGGUGAGCUCCGUGGUGAAUUUGGAGUCGGCGCAGAUGGCCCAGAUUGCGAAACAGGUUCAGAAACUAACAGGGAGUAAGAAUGUGAGGAUUAAGACGGUGAUUGAUCCGAGUUUGGUGGCUGGAUUUACAAUUAGAUAUGGCGGGAGUGGGUCUAAAUUGAUUGAUAUGAGCGUCAAGAAACAGCUGGAGGAGAUUACUGCUCAGCUUGAUUUGAGUGAUAUUACACUUGCUGUAUGAUCAUUUAUGUUUUAUUUUGAUUUUGCUUUUCUGUUAUUAGUUCAACUGUUCUAUUUGUUUCUUGGAGACAGCUUAUAUAUAGUGGAAACCAUUGAUUCAGUAUUCAAUUUAGAAAAUGGGUAAUUUGUGAUAUAGAAGGAAUGGAAUGUUUCGACCUGAAUCCUUUUCCAGAAUAAACUAGUAAAUAUUUCGAGA
This is a messenger RNA of Mercurialis annua (annual mercury), 1137 nucleotides long. RefSeq names its product ATP synthase subunit delta, chloroplastic. Gene Ontology annotation, molecular function: proton-transporting ATP synthase activity, rotational mechanism. Bases 208 to 942 code for a protein of 244 amino acids. NCBI's taxonomy places the organism in Eukaryota, Viridiplantae, Streptophyta, Magnoliopsida, Malpighiales, Euphorbiaceae. Gene Ontology annotation, cellular component: chloroplast thylakoid membrane. The transcript has a single exon. The record is from RefSeq and is a predicted model, not a curated record. Gene Ontology annotation, biological process: photosynthetic electron transport in photosystem I; proton motive force-driven ATP synthesis; photosynthetic electron transport in photosystem II.